Talaromyces rugulosus is the source of this 375-nucleotide messenger RNA. RefSeq lists its product as uncharacterized. The record is from RefSeq and is a predicted model, not a curated record. Gene Ontology annotation, cellular component: microtubule cytoskeleton; cytoplasm. Gene Ontology annotation, molecular function: GTPase activity; GTP binding. Bases 1 to 375 code for a protein of 124 amino acids. Lineage: Eukaryota; Fungi; Ascomycota; Eurotiomycetes; Eurotiales; Trichocomaceae. The transcript has 4 exons. Gene Ontology annotation, biological process: protein folding.
AUGCUGUCCAUACUACGAAAGGCAAGGUUGAAGGACAAGGAGAUGAGAAUUCUGAUGCUGGGGCUGGAUAAUGCAGGCAAAACCACCAUUGUGAAGCAGAUUAUGCACGAGGAUGUGACCACGGUUAGUCCAACAUUGGGCUUUAUUAUCAAGACCAUUGACUUUCAGGGAUACAAAUUAAAUAUAUGGGAUGUCGGCGGACAAAAAACACUCCGCUCAUACUGGCGGAAUUAUUUUGAAAAGACUGAUGCCUUGAUCUGGGUCGUAGAUGCGACCGAUCGUCUUCGCAUCGACGACUGUCGCGACGAGCUGGCUGGGCUGCUCCUGGAAGAGGCGAGUUUUCCUCCCGCCGCCACCACCAUCGAGAGAAAGUGA